This is a messenger RNA of Penicillium angulare, 996 nucleotides long. Its product is annotated as phosphotransferase family protein. The record is from RefSeq and is a predicted model, not a curated record. The coding region runs from base 1 to 996 and encodes 331 amino acids. The transcript has 3 exons. NCBI's taxonomy places the organism in Eukaryota, Fungi, Ascomycota, Eurotiomycetes, Eurotiales, Aspergillaceae.
AUGACCUCUAUUGAGCAGCAAUGGAGUGCUUUCUCAAUUAUCGACGCCGAGGCUGUUAAGCUUCGCCAACUACGAACAGGAAGCUUGAAUGAACUCUUCUGCACUAUUGAUACCACCAGAUUCACAAGUGGCGCAUGCAAUAUUGUGGUCGCAUUAAGCUUCUCCGAUGGGCUCCAAUGGGUAGCCAGAAUUCAACUCCCGCUCAUUGAUGAGAAUGAUGAUAGUGAAAGUGUGGAAACUUCACUUCUGAGUGAAGUCGCGACAAUGCAACUGAUCCGCGCGAAGUCCACUAUACCUAUACCCAGUGUUUUUGGGUACGAUGCGUCACCUAAAAACAUUGGAUAUCGGUACAUUUUGAUGGAAGCUCUACCAGGCCACGCCCUCACCAGCCGGAUGGCGGUCUCGAUACCGGACGAGUACAAGGAAGAAUUUGCAGCUCGGUUGGCUGGCCACUUAUUUGACCUCAGCACAAUUAGCUUUGGUCAAAUUGGACGCCUUGGCAACUCGCUGGAUGAGUUGGGUCAACAUAUCAUGCUACCAUUCUCAGUCCCAGGAUCUUCGAAAGAGAUCCCCUCCCAACAUACCUAUUCAAUACUCCGGGACCAUGCGGGAGAUAAUGAAUGGGAGGCAGCAGCCCGAUUGCUGGGGAGCUCCGUGGCGGCGAUGUUUACCGAACAAAAUAUCAAUGGUCUAUUUCCACUUUGCCAUGUUGACUUUCACUACAACAACGUGCUCGUUGAUGAUGAGUGUAAUAUCACCGGUCUUGUAGGCUGGAGCAAUGCUCAGACCGUGCCCCUUGAGCGAUUUGCCAUCAUCCCAGAGUUCGUCGCACCGCCAGCUGCACCAAUUGCAUCCAAACAAGCAAUCGCCAGCUUCCGCCAAACCUUUGUGAGAGCAUUGGCAAAAGUGCAGGUUGAGCGCGAGGGAUUGCAAUCUCCAGAGCAAGGGACACUAUCACACCUCUUUGCCUCUCCUCGAUCGGAACUUGUUGUUUGA